GGCGAUGAGAAGGCGACGUGGCGUGAAUCGAAAAUCACGACGACAAAAAACAUAACGUACAAUAAUAAUAAUAUUAUACUGUGAUAAGUAAAAUAUUAUUGUGUGUCGUGUUUCUGGUCGGUAGGUACGGCUACGACGGGCGUUCGUUUUAUUAUGUUUUAGCGGAUCGAAAGCAAAAACGUAGUCGUCAGUCGAUUAUUUAAUCCGGCGCCGUGCCACCCGCCGUCCGGUGUCAUCGGUCGUCGGGCGGUGGAGGUGGCGGCGGCGCGGGCACUCCAGCGGGCCAAGCAGCAGCAGCAGCAGCUGUUUGUAGUCACCGUCCGCGUACAGCGCACGUCCGACCUGCACGCGAACCGAACGUUUCCCGACGACGACGACGACGCCACACGCUCAUUUAAAAUGGAAGUGGAUUACACGUGGGUAACGUCAUCGAAUAACGUGCCGGUUCAAAAGUUGGAGCAACACUUUCGCGAAUCUUUCGAAUCGGUUUCACCAGAAUACUAUAUCAAAGUACCGGGCAGAGUUAACUUGAUCGGCGAACAUGUAGACUAUUGUGGUUAUUCUGUGUUUCCAAUGGCUAUUGAUCAGUGUAUUGUAGUGGCAGCGAAGAGGACAACCGACCGACAUACCGUGGAGUUGACCAACCUAUGUACGGAACGGUACGAAAACGUCUCCAAAAAUAUAUCAGAUAUAAAUGCAGAGUCGUUGAGCAAUAGCCCAAGUUGGUCGAACUAUUUUAUGUGUGGCGUUAUAGGAGCUCGAGAAUACCUGAACAAAAAUCAACUGAAAGCCGUCGAAAAGAUUGGUUUUUUGUUCGCAGUCACCGGUAACAUUCCCGAAAGUUCGGGAUUGAGUAGUUCGAGUGCACUGGUGACGGCCGCCGUAAUGGCAACCCUGAUCGGAUACGGAGUACCGAUCAGUAGACUCGAGUUGGCAGAAAUCAGCGCCAAAUGCGAAAGAUACAUCGGUACGGCUGGCGGUGGCAUGGACCAAGCGAUAGCCGUGAACGCUAAACGAGGUUAUGCGGCCCGUAUCGACUUCAAUCCGUUGGCGGUUAAACAAUUCCGACUUCCAGACGACGCCAAGUUCGUAGUGGCUCAGAGUUUGGCCGUCAAGAACAAAGCUGCAUCUAACGACUUCAACACGAGGGUAGUAGAAUGCAGAUUGGCUUCGCAGGUAAUUGCUAAGCAAUUGAAUCUGGAAUGGAAGCAAAUGACCGUACUGGCGACGUUGCAAAAGAGUUUGGGUAACACGCUAGACCAAAUGAUUGAAUUGGUUCACCAGCACUUGCACGUCGACAGGUAUUCAAAGUCAGAGGUGUGUGAAAUCUUAUCAGUGUCCAAAGACCAACUCGACGAGCUCAGUUUGACGGCCAACACGACCGACGUCACUGAAUUUUUUUUGCACCAGAGGGCUCUACAUGUGUUCGAAGAGGCCAAGCGGAUGGAAGAGUUUUGUAAGUUGUGUGAGAAUUCCGGAGCAGCGUCAGACCUCGGGAAGUUAAUGGACGAUAGCCAUUCAUCACUGCGAGACCUAUACCAAUGCAGUCAUCCAGACCUGGAGGAGUUAGUGGCACUCUGCAAACGGGAAGGCGCGUACGGAUGCAAGCUCACCGGUGCCGGUUGGGGAGGAUGCGUCGUGGCUAUGGUGUCAUCAGAUGUCACCGAAAGAUUCGUGAGAUCCGUAAGAGAUCAAUACUAUGCUAAUAGAGAAACUUGUGGUAAACAUAUUGAUCAACUUGUGUUCGCGACAAGUCCUUCUGAAGGUGCUUGCUGUAUUCACGUCAAGACCACUUCUAUCAGUGAUGGAAUCUCCGACCACCUUCCAUCUCUUGUACAUUUAUAAAAUAUAUUCAAACAGUUGAUUAUAUAAUGCAUUUGGUUAAUAAUUAAGUCGAAUAUUUUUCCAAUAAAAUAGCAUUUAUUUUUCGUGAUAAAAAUUAUAGACGAAUUAUUAAAUUUAAAUACUAUUUAAAUAAUUAUUAUAUGUAUAUAAGUUUAUGAAAACCGUUACUGUUGUUUGUAUUAUGAACUAUUGCUUUGGUUAAUCAAUGUUCAAAAUAUAAGUCGUUUAUUUAAAAUAAAUCAUAUAGAGAAAAAUUAGAUUAUAUUUACCCAUUCUGAGUUCAUAUAUUACUUAUAUUUCUGUACACUAGUUUACUUAAAAUCUUUGUUCAGAAGCAACGACACAAGCGUUGACAUUAACUUGUUAGUACAUAAUAUACAUAUUUUAAUCAUAGACCAUAGUUAUUAAUAUCAAACUUGGUGCUGACAAUAUUUUUAAAAUAAUUUUUGUUAUAGUACUUGGUUGGUUUCAAAUUUUAACUGCGUAUAAGCACUCGUCCUAACUGUGGAGAGUAACUUAUGGAAGGUAUGUACUGUAGAGUGUAGGUUGUUUAGUAUUGUGCAUUAAUAAUAAGUGUUGAAACGUAUUUUAUACCAAUCUUUUUAUCUAUAUAUACUAAUUUUGCAAAGAUAUACUUCCUUAAAAUACACCACACUGAUCUUGUAAACUUGCAUAAGACUUAUUGAAAUAUACUACUUACCUUAUUGUGAUUUUAAUAA
Molecule: messenger RNA, 2564 nt
Organism: Aphis gossypii (cotton aphid)
Lineage: Eukaryota; Metazoa; Arthropoda; Insecta; Hemiptera; Aphididae
Gene: Galk
Product: N-acetylgalactosamine kinase
Exons: 9
Coding region: 400-1845 (481 amino acids)
Biological process (GO): galactose metabolic process; carbohydrate phosphorylation
Cellular component (GO): cytosol; cytoplasm
Molecular function (GO): galactokinase activity; ATP binding
Source: RefSeq, a predicted model, not a curated record